UAAUUUAUGAGGGAAUAAUGAAGUACAUGCCAACGGAAACAGCCCAUAUAAGCGACUUAGUUCAAUAUCAUGUUUCCUACAGUGACUUGUUUCAUGUUUUUUCAUUGUACAGCAUGUUUCCUAUGACUGCCAGCAUAGUCCCUAUGAAUAUUCUUUCUAAUUGAUUCUUGCACUUUCUUAUCUGUAGUCGAAAUAUACAUGAGUUUGCAACAUAACAUAGGAAAGUAAUUUCCUACUUAUUCCAGUGGAACCCAACACCACGUGGGAAGCCUCUGAAGUAUCUGUGCAUGCUGAGCAUUGCCUUCCAUACACCAAAAAAAGAAAAGGCUUUUGCUUUUAACCUGGCUUUCUUUGAAGAAGUGACUCAGGCAGUUUCAUGGCCUCACAAGAACAUCAAGGUAAUGUAGACAAGGAUUUUCCUAAUUACUUACCUGGUACUCCAGAUCCUUCAGAUCAGGAUGAGAAGGCAGAGCCUUCGGCAUCAUGGAAAUCAUCUCCUCCAGAAAAAAAAAACCCAGAACCUCGAUUUUUGGUACCACCUGGUCUGGAACAUUUGAGCAAGAUAAAUCAAGUUAUUAUACAUCAACAGGUGGAGCUCUUGGGAGUCUUUCUUGGCACUGAGAAGAGCAACAAGUAUGAAGUAAAGGACAGCUUUGGACAAAAACUUUAUUUUGCCGUGGAGGAAAAUCUGUACCUUAAUAAAAACUUGUGCGGACCAAUGAGGCCCUUUACAAUCCGGAUUUGUAAUAACAGAGGACAUAAUGUAAUCACGGUCAUUAGACCCUUGAGGUGCAUUAGUUGCUGUUUUCCCUGCUACUUGCAAGAGCUGGAAGUACAGGCCCCUCCUGGUACAACUGCUGGUUUCAUUGUCCAGAAGUGGGAUCCGCUUUUGCCAAAGUUUACAAUCCAAAAUGAGAACAAAGAGGAUGUAUUAAAAAUCAUCGGUCCAUAUGUAACCUUCAGCUGUCUUGGAGAUAUACAUUUUGAGGUGAAAACACUUGAUGAAAAUUCCAAUAUUGGAAAGAUAUCCAAGUACUGGUCAGGGUUUGUAAAUGAUGUUUUUACCAAUGCUGAUAAUUUUGGAAUUGACUUCCCACUUGACCUUGAUGUGAAACUGAAAGCAGCUCUGAUUGGCACAUGUUUUUUAAUAGAUUUAAUGUAUUUUGAGCAGUCUUCAGAUAGAUUUUGAUGAUGAUAGCUUUGCCAGUACCUUCUGAUGAAUACCAUGGGAAACAAAAGAAGAUAUUGAUUAUAUUUACCUUAAGAAGAUUUAAUAACUUUUCAAAAAAUUGUUAAUUAAUCCUUACAUAUGUUCAAGUCUGUAUGAAUUACUGUAUUUUAAGCUUGUGCAAUUUUUUUUCAAUAAACUUAUAUUUGUGAGCAAUACAAAAA
Messenger RNA from Spea bombifrons (plains spadefoot toad), 1392 nucleotides. RefSeq names its product phospholipid scramblase family member 5-like. The record is from RefSeq and is a predicted model, not a curated record. Gene Ontology annotation, biological process: plasma membrane phospholipid scrambling. Bases 377 to 1189 code for a protein of 270 amino acids. The transcript is spliced from 7 exons. Gene Ontology annotation, molecular function: phospholipid scramblase activity. Gene Ontology annotation, cellular component: plasma membrane. NCBI's taxonomy places the organism in Eukaryota, Metazoa, Chordata, Amphibia, Anura, Pelobatidae.